Annulohypoxylon truncatum is the source of this 303-nucleotide messenger RNA. RefSeq lists its product as uncharacterized. Lineage: Eukaryota; Fungi; Ascomycota; Sordariomycetes; Xylariales; Hypoxylaceae. The transcript has a single exon. The record is from RefSeq and is a predicted model, not a curated record. The coding region runs from base 1 to 303 and encodes 100 amino acids.
AUGGCAAACCUCAAACACCCUCUCGCGUCGCUGAAGCGAUCGGCCACUGGUAUUAUGCAGACGUUAUUUUCGAUCGCCAUUCUCGCCAUCUUCGUCAUCUGCUUCCUAGUCCAGGACGAAGCGAUCACACUUCCAAAAUGGGCCAAAGCAUGGAACGGUCUUUCGUCCGAGCAACAGGAAAUCUACACUGCGGUUCUAAUUCCCGUCGUAUUAAUAUUAGCCCUGCUGUUCUUUUUCGCCGGCUUCGCUCUCAUGGUGAGAGAGCGGAGGGAGAACAGGGCGAAUUUGGCGAUGGCGGUUUAG